UCAUACUGUUUUUAAAUGGCUCCUAUACCCUCACAGCCCUUAGUUUGAUACUACAAAAAAACUUGCCAGAAGCAACAGUGAAAGGCAUUCUGUUACAGACAGUAUUUAGACGGCAGUGCAGUAAGACAAACUUAACUGCUGGCUCCCUUCCAUGUAACCCUCCGGUGGAUUAAGCAGCCUUUUCGUAAGGCGCACCCCCCUCGGUUGGGAGUGAGUUGCUAUAGCCCAAUGCAUUGUGUAAGACGCGACCUGUUAUGGCCACCACUGCUUCCGGGUUCUUGCAUUCUGGUCCACAUCCACCUCUGUGCGUCUCUGUGUGCACACACACUACACACAACCAAGGACUGGAAACAGGCAGCAUCGAUCGUGGCUCCUUUAAGACAAACUCAGACAGGCAUUUCAUCCCACCUCCUCUGAUCGCCAAUAGAAGCAACUGCAAAGAAAAAAAUCUGAUCAGGAGCGAACCCUGAUACACGGAAGAAGCGUUAAGAUCUUUCUGUUUGUGAAUAUUAACAUUUUUACGGUGUCCAGACUAGUGGAAGCGCACGGCCGGAUCAUCAUUCAUUCAGUACUUUGACAGCCUCGUCUUUGACUGACAGUUGAAGUGGCGAAAAGCCAUGAGACUGGGGUAUAUUGCUGUGAGGGGCACUUAAAAAAGAUUUGGAGAAAGCUUUGAAUUUUUUUCUGUGUUUUUCAUCGCGUAAAGGAAACUGGAACCAAUUCAUGUUCAAAUAUUUCUUCUUUAAGCAGCAAUUAAACUGAAGACUGAGGCUGGCCGCUCAAUGUUUAAGGGAUUUGACCUGUUUUGUUAUUGUGGAGUUUGCGUGCUUAUUAUUUUCACACUGGCCUCGUAGAGGAUACUAUCUGAAGCUGAAGCAGAAGCAGGGAGCCAGGCAGGCCGAUGGCGCAAAGGUACGAUGAUUUGGCCCAUUAUGGGAUUGAUGGAGUUGGGUUACCCAGUGCAAUAUAUGGUGAUCCCCAUGCGGCCAGAUCUAUGCAGCCUGUGCACCAUCUGAAUCAUGCACCGCCAUUGCAUUCGCACCAGUACCCACAUUCGGGUCACCCCAACGCCAUGCCUCCUAGCAUGGGUUCCUCGGUUAAUGAUGUUCUAAAGAGAGACAAGGACUCGAUUUACGGACACCCCCUGUUCCCCCUUUUAGCACUGAUUUUUGAGAAAUGUGAACUAGCCACUUGCACUCCCCGGGAGCCUGGGGUAGCGGGCGGUGAUGUGUGCUCUUCGGAAUCCUUUAACGAAGACAUUGCAGUAUUUGCCAAGCAGAUCCGCGCCGAAAAACCGUUAUUUUCUUCUAACCCUGAGCUGGAUAAUUUGAUGAUACAAGCCAUUCAAGUAUUAAGGUUUCAUCUUUUGGAAUUAGAGAAGGUACACGAAUUAUGUGAUAACUUCUGCCAUCGAUAUAUUAGCUGCUUAAAAGGAAAAAUGCCCAUCGAUUUGGUAAUAGAAGAUAGGGACGGUGGCUCAAAGUCGGACAGUGAAGACAUCAGAUCUUCUGCACUAGAACAGACAUCCUGGAGCAGAGAUCACGAUGAUGCAGCAUCAACGCGGUCAGGAGGUACACCGGGACCCUCCAGUGGUGGGCACACGUCACACAGUGGGGACAACAGUAGUGAGCAAGGUGACUGUUUGGACAACAGUGUGGCGUCUCCCAGCACAGGAGAUGAUGACGACCCAGACAAGGACAAAAAGCAUCAUAAAAAACGAGGAAUCUUUCCCAAAGUAGCCACAAAUAUCAUGAGGGCGUGGCUUUUUCAACAUCUAACACACCCUUACCCCUCAGAAGAACAGAAAAAACAGCUGGCGCAAGAUACGGGGCUUACUAUAUUACAAGUAAACAACUGGUUCAUUAAUGCUAGGAGAAGAAUAGUCCAGCCUAUGAUAGAUCAAUCCAAUCGAGCAGGCAAGUCCCCAGUAGUAACUGUAUUCAAGUCACGCAGGCGAAAACCAUCCUCAAGCCAUUCACCGGGAGGUCCAGUACCUGUAAGUCAAGGGACACCCUAUAAUCCAGAUGGACAGCCAAUGGGUGGGUUUGUGAUGGACAGCCCACAGCACAUGGGAAUCAGACCACCAGGACUGCAUGGUAUACCAGGUGACUAUGUUUCUCAGGGUGGUCCAAUGGGCAUGACUAUGGGACAGCCAAGUUAUAAUCCUCACCAAAUGCCCUCACAUCCAGCUCAGCUACGUCAUGGACCUCCCCUGCAUUCCUACAUUUCUGGACACCCUCAUCACCCAGCAAUGAUGAUGCAUGGAGGACCACCCCACCCUGGAAUGCCAAUACCAGCAUCUAGCCCCACAAUGCUUAACCCAGGAGAUCCAACAAUGGGUGGACAAGUGAUGGACAUCCAUGCCCAGUAGCUAAAAGGAAAAUAUAUGCAUAUAUAUAAACAUAUAUGUGUGCAUAUUAUGCAUUUGUGUGUGUAAGAUCUACAACACUGGCAACUGUCAGAUAUUGUCCUUUGGCAGUUGAUAAGGAACUCCAUUCUUGGCAUCUCUUUUGGACCAAGGAGAAGCCCUGUUUCUUCAAAGGGACCCUAAAUGGAGGAAAACCAUGAACUAAAUGAACUUCUGGGGAGAUGCUGUAAUUACACAGGACUUGAAAUGAACAGAGUGAAAUACUGUAAAUGUUAUUAUACUGUUAUCCAUAUUACAUUGUUUCUUAUAGAUUUUUAAAAAAGACUAUGUGAAAAUUUUCCACACUAUGUGUGUUGUUUUCAUAACCCUUCACUUCCUCCAGAAGCCUCUUUUUGCCUAAAAACGCCUUAUAUAUACCCUGCAAGUGAUAGAAUUGAUUUAUUUGCAGGAUUUUUAAAAUAUUACUAUCAGUAUACAAAAGGCAAACUGCUUUUUCCCAUCCAAGAAUUUCAGCCAUGCUUCUCUUUCCUUCGUCUUGCCUUCCUUCCGUUCUUCCUUCCAUUUUUCUUUGUUUCUUUCCUCUCUCUUCUUUCCUUCUGUCUUCAUUUGCCUUUCUGUAAAGUAGCCUGAGGCUUGAAUUUGCAUGUCUGAUUCGUUUGCUUACCAUAUUUGAAAUGGCCUGAACAGAUGUGAAUUUGGAAGGAUGGGAAAACUGAAGUCAUCAACAGUGAUUAUUCAGUUGUUGCAGGCUGCGUCAUAAGGAGACCAGUAGGAAGACGUAUGGACAGCAAAGGCAGAUUAUUAAAGCCUACAGUAAUUGUCUCCUCAAAGCAUCGGUUGCUGCCCAAGCAAAUAUGCACACACUUGCCCGUGCGUGCGCACACACAUACACACACACACACACACACACACACACACACACACACACACACACACACACACAAGCAUACAAACACCCACAUACAUAUACACACACACACACACACACACACAUACUGACACAUACGAACACUCACGCGCUCACAAAUACAUAUACACACAACAAAAUACAUAAACACAUAAAACACAACAGUAGUCACUUUAAACAUCAUUUUCUUUCUGUUUAAUCAGGCCAGAACAUAAACAGAAAUGAUUUAUUUUUAAUAUACUGACCAUUUUGAGCAAAUUAUUAGUCGUGUGCAUUUUCCAUGGUCCCAUCUUGGAACAUUUAUGUAUACAUUGUAAAUAAAUUUUUGUGCGAAGGACUGGAAAUAAUGAACUGUAUUAUUGCAAUUUUUUGUAUAAAUAGCAGUUUGGUAUGAGGUGGCAUGCAUACAUAUUUUACUAAAUGGGAUAAGCUAAUUAUGCUUUGUUGUGGUUAACAGAUGCUUGUUGAUAGCAUUUUUCUAUCAUAAAACCAAGAAGCAAGUGAUUCUUAAUAAUAUUCACACACCGAGUCUUAGUUUCUGCUCAAAACAGUCUGGAUUGUAUAAUAACUACAGAGCCCAGUUGUAGAGGUUCAACUGUGUGCAGCAGUGAAAUCUAAACCUUAAUAAAACAAAACUAUUUUUAUCAUGUUGAAUGCAAUGGUCCAGAAAUACAUUUGUGUAGCUGUUCAAAUUAGACCACAUAUAUCAGAAAAUACCUCCAUUAAAAAAAAAAAAAACAUUUUUUUUGUGAAAGGUUUCUCCCUUUUUUGUAUAACUUGUGGGAGAAGUAGCUUAGUCCCUCUUUAUUAGGUCAACCACUGUAAGUUAAAAUGAAAGGUAUAUUUGCAGCUUUCCUACAAGUAAAGAAAACACGAUUAUAGUAUUACACUGAGCUUGCUUUUUCUGUUGGAUAAUGCAGACAAUGUGUAGGUCAUAGCAACAAAAAAAGCUGAUAUUUAAGUAAAGUUAAUAAAAAGGGACUAAAAUCCAUGAAAAUUAGUAUAUCUUUCUGACAGAGACAGACGGAGAUGUACACAUGCACAUGCACACGCACUCAAAUGCACACACACACAUGUAUACACACCCACACAUCCACAUGCAUAUGCACGUAUAGACACAAACACACGUGGACGCACACGCAAAGACACACGCAUGCACACAUACACACACCAGACACUUUUCUGUAAGGAUCAACUAUAGGCUUUACUGUCUAAUGUAAGAAAUAGCACUUCUGCUAAAAACAACUUAUAUGUGAAUUCUUCAAAAAUUUGCUUUGUAACACCCGACUUUCCUCUAAGUCAUUGGUGUAUAUCAUUGGUACCUUUGUAGUUAACCAUUUUCCAGGAAAAUGUAAUCUCAGCAAUGAAAAGAACAAAAUUAAUCCAAACAUUUUUAUUUAAAUAUUCAUAUAAUUAUCAGUAAGAAAUGAGUGGUGACCUGGCAAAUACAUUUUUUAUGUUUAUGGUUCCUAAGCAUGACAUCAUCGGCAAAAUCAGAAAAGAUUGAACUUAGUAGGUUGCAAGCCCAAGUGGCCAGUGCAAGUGAGAAGUUACGUUUUGCUUCUGUUACUUUUUAAAGUUUGCUUUCAGUUUUAUUAUAUUACUGCAACAUUUUAGUGCCUAGGUAGUGGUCUGAUAUUUUUGUUAUACAUAUAAAAGUUUGAAAUCUUUAUUGCCUUUUCUAACACCUAUAUUCUGCAGAUUCAUAGCAUUUGCUGUUUUGUAGGUUUCUGGAACAACUUUUUAGGCCAUUGAAUACCUUCUGGUUUAAUGCUUGGAUACUGUUCAAAUGUCAGAGACAUGUUGGCAAAGGCUACAAUGACAACAAUAGAAUGAUUACUUGUGAGGAUGUUUCAUCUUCAAACUUUUUGAGGAAAUGCUACUGAAGUACAGAUUGUUCCUCAGAAGUGUUGACACUGUCUCAGUUGCAAUUAACUCCAUAAUGGGGAAAUUUUCAAUGACUAAGAUGAUGAAAAUGUUCUUAUGCAGAGAGGAUUUGCCCUACAAGAGCUAAGCGAAGCUGUCUAUGCCACUGUAAGAAUAAAUAUUUUGUUGAACACUACCAUUUAAGGAACUGCUUCAAUCGAAAGCCAGGUCAAACAAUUUGCACAUUCAUAGAAGCAGUGACACAACUCACAUAUUCACCGAAGCAAUAUACAUUACAACAGAGACUUGUUCAGCUCCCAGGUAUUAUACUGAAGUAUAAAGAUGGUGAUAAGUUCUGCAGUGAUGUUACAGAAAAGACUGAAGCCAAGAUAUAGGCAUGGUCUGAGUUUGUGAGUUUUUUAUACCUUAACUGGAAAGCAUGUUAAAUAGCCGAAGCAGGUUGUCAGACCACAUGGACACAAAAUGCCUGAUAGAAACAGUUUCACUUUUAAAUUCCAAGACUCAUACGUGCAAGUCUAAAAAAACAGUGUGCAUGAAUGUUCCAAAUUGGGGGAGUUAUAUCCACUAAGUCCAUAAUCACUGUCUUGGAGUAUUUCCUUUCCUCUGAGGAACUGCAAUCUUAGGUACAUAUAAUUAGUAUAUAUAAGCAUUAGGGGUGUGGGUGUGAAGCCCCCUCCCAAUAGGGGUGUGCAGGAAGAUUUUCUAUGAUUUCCAGACUAGCAGUCGUGGAUGUUAGAAGUUCAGUAGAGAGCCAGUAGGCACACUACAGUUUCAGAGUGCACGUAAGCAUGGCAGAUUAUGAAUUGCUGAUAUGUGGGAAACUGAGUUCCAUAUUACAUGCUUAUAUGUGGAGGACAAUGCUAUCUAAAAGUAACAACAAGUAGGGUAGAGCAAUUGGCUGAUGUCCAUAUCAAAGUAUGAGAGUUAAGCCAACAUACACCAAUUAGCAACCUGCUACAAUGGAUAGCAACCUGCUACAAUGGACUACCUGGUGUAGCAG
This is a messenger RNA of Protopterus annectens (West African lungfish), 6162 nucleotides long. It is a transcript of the gene MEIS1, whose product is annotated as Meis homeobox 1. NCBI's taxonomy places the organism in Eukaryota, Metazoa, Chordata, Ceratodontiformes, Protopteridae. Gene Ontology annotation, biological process: animal organ morphogenesis; positive regulation of cell population proliferation; positive regulation of transcription by RNA polymerase II. Gene Ontology annotation, molecular function: RNA polymerase II cis-regulatory region sequence-specific DNA binding; DNA-binding transcription activator activity, RNA polymerase II-specific. Bases 902 to 2371 code for a protein of 489 amino acids. The transcript is spliced from 12 exons. The record is from RefSeq and is a predicted model, not a curated record.